This is a messenger RNA of Halichondria panicea, 1509 nucleotides long. RefSeq lists its product as uncharacterized. The record is from RefSeq and is a predicted model, not a curated record. The coding region runs from base 560 to 1171 and encodes 203 amino acids. The transcript is spliced from 7 exons. NCBI's taxonomy places the organism in Eukaryota, Metazoa, Porifera, Demospongiae, Suberitida, Halichondriidae.
ACCAAACGAGACUUGCAACCAACGUUGUGUUCCGGAGUUAGAGUUAACUUUCCAGCGCUGCCGAAAGUACAUAUAUUCAGCCAAUUGCAUGUAUUUCCGGCACAACGAUCUUCUCUAGAGUAAGGAGACACGAUCCAGCUAAGAUUAACUUCUAGUAGUAGCUAACUAUGUCUACUAGCUGCAUGCAAAAUAUGAAACUCUGUGGUGCAGCUGUUCCACUACUAGCCACGCUUUUUUCUCACAAAUCUACUGAUUGAAAUUCGGCCACGCCCAUUGCUUUCAAAACUAUCUUGCCACGUGGAUAAAUCGAAAGUGCUACUGUGUGAGACGUGUUUCCAGGUACUAGGUGCUUCUAGGCUCGCUUCUAGGUUACAUAUGGCUGAAGUACCGCUAAAAGAAAGAAUAUUUUAUAGCCGUACUAAGAAAGCUGCGACUGUUUGUGAAGUUAACUCAAAAAAUCGCCCACCGUCAUACAAGCAUUGGGAUUUGAAAACCGUAAGCACUGCUUGUUCAGCUAUUAGAAAUGGUACGUUGAGUCAACGACGUGCUGCUGAAGAAUAUGGUAUUCCUAGGUCCACACUGGGCGAUUACUAUCGAGGAAGCACUCUUCCUGGUGCCAAAAGUCUCUGAUGCAGAAGAAGCAGAACUGACCAGGUUCUUGAUUAGAUGUGCCUCUGUUGGCUUUCCUAAAACCAGAAGUAAUGUAAUUGCAAUUGUGCAAAGAGUGUGCGACCGUAAAGGAGUCAAGGUCACAGUCACUCAUGGUUGGUAUGAAAGCUUCACAAAGCGACACUCGGAACUAGUUUUGCGAAUUCCUGCUAAAUUGUCUGUAGCAAGAGCAAAAGCCACAGAUGGAGUGAGUGUUCAGACUGGGAGAAAGACUGAGACAGCUCCAGAUGACCAAGCUCCUGUCGUUGUCGUUGACCCUAAGAGCCCAGUGAAAAGCAGCGGGGAAAGUGCUACAAGGAACGUAAAAUCUACGCGCUCUAGAACACGCGCUGGAGUGAGUGUUCAGACUGGGAGAAAGAAAACAGACGACCAAGCUCCUGUUGUUGUCAUUGAUCCUGAGAGCCCAGUGAAAAGCAGCGGGGAAAGUGCUGCAAGGAAUGUCAAAUCUACGCCCUUUAGUACACGUGCUGGUGACUCGAAGGCAUAUAAGGUACACUUAUGAGAGUUCAUCUGGAGCGUUGCUUCAACAAUCGUGAACUGUCACGCUUCCCACGAGCUGCAAAAAAAAGGGAUUGCCCCAAGACAAUAGUCGCAAAAACGCAGGUUCCUGUAUACUGUAGUUGCCGAUAUUCUGAUGUGGAAGUCACAUCGAGGUUUGGGGAUAUGGCGUCAUGUGACAGUUGCAGUAAAUGGUACCACCAGGAUUGCGAAAACAUUCCGAACGCUGUUUUUAAUGAUACUCAAAAAACAUGGUUUUGUAUGUCGUGUAGCCAGUAAUAAUAAUAAUAUUGUUUUUAUGUUCUUUUUGUAGUCUAUUUUGUCUAUUUUGUCUGUGUUACC